Messenger RNA from Arxiozyma heterogenica, 2475 nucleotides. It is a transcript of the gene ACE2, whose product is annotated as DNA-binding transcription factor ACE2. Lineage: Eukaryota; Fungi; Ascomycota; Saccharomycetes; Saccharomycetales; Saccharomycetaceae. Gene Ontology annotation, molecular function: RNA polymerase II cis-regulatory region sequence-specific DNA binding; DNA-binding transcription factor activity, RNA polymerase II-specific. Gene Ontology annotation, biological process: regulation of transcription by RNA polymerase II. Bases 1 to 2475 code for a protein of 824 amino acids. The record is from RefSeq and is a predicted model, not a curated record. The transcript has a single exon. Gene Ontology annotation, cellular component: nucleus.
AUGGAACAGGUAAUAGACUCAUGGGGACUCGCCCCCAAUAAGUUGUUAAAACCAAGUGAUAGUUUAUAUAUAAAUAAGUAUAAUAAUAAUCAUAAUAAUAAAGGGACAGCUUUGUAUACACCAGAAAGUCAAUCAAAUGCGUUCAUGAAUUCUAAUGCUAAUAAUAACACUAUUAUUGAUAAAAUUAAUGAUACUAAUAGUGUCGACAGCAAUGCUAAUGUUACAGCUAAUAACAAUUGUAUUAUUACCACUACCAAUAAUGUUGCCACUGAUGAUUUAUUUGAUAUGAACUAUUACGACAUCGAUAAUUUUUUGACUCAAGAAUUAAGAGAUUUAGAUAUUCCAAUAUUACCUAAUACACAAGAUUCGUCGAUAUCUAAUGGUGAUGAUCAAUUGUUAAACUGGAAUAGUUAUUCAAAUUGUCAGAAUAAUAAUGAUAAUAGUAAUUACGGUAUAAUUGAGGAUACUGGCAAUAAUAUUUAUACGAAUAAAUCACAAAAUAUGCCUUCCCAUAAGAGAGGGUUAAGUGGUACUGCUAUUUUUGGGUUUACAAAUCAUAAUAAAACCCUAAGUAUAUCAAGUUUACAAAGAUCUGGUUUAGAGAAUAUUCCUAUUUCUAUUAAUACUGAUAACAAAAAUAGAAAUUCCCCUAAUGUUCUUAACCAAUUUGAUGAAAAGGAUUCAAAUAUUACUAAUGAUCUAAUUGAACAGGAAGAUGAAGUUAGUAAAUUAAUCUUUAGACAACAACAGGAACUGAGACAGGCAUUAGAGAAACAAAAAUUGGUUAAUCAGAAGUUACAAGAACAACUAAGAGCAAAUCAAUUGCAACAAGAAAGGUUGCAAAGAGCUUUAGAAGAGCAAGCUAAUUGUACGUCUCCAGUAUUGAGAAACAACAAAAAUCAUCAAACUAAUAAUAAUGCAUCACCUUCACCACAAAGAAGUUAUAGGACACCUGCUAAGAUGACAACAGAAGAUGAAUUGAUUGUAACAAGUAACUCAGCUGAUGGCAAAUAUCAAUUCCCACCUCCUUCAAUGUUAUCUCCUGCAUUGUCAAACACUUCAUUGACAGGUUCUCCAAUAAAAAGAUCUCAUAAUAGAACAAGGAAUCCGGUUUUCUCCUUAUCAAAUUCUUUAAUGGCUUCGUCGUUAUCUCCAAAUAAAUGUAAAAAUAAUUUAUCAAAUUUUGAUGAUAAGAUAAAUGAUCUAUUCCAAGAUAUGAAUGAUGAAGCGAAUAAAAAAACAGUCAUUGAACCAUUGAAUUCACCAUUCUUCAAUUUGACAUCACCAUCUUUUAGAUCACAAAAGCAUCUAAAAAAGGAAUCAGUGACUUCCACAGUUUCUACUAUCCCAUUAUCCGCUUGUGAUAGCGAUAUUGAAACAGGAAAUGGUCAAGAAUUGCUAGGUUUAGGUAUUACUCUUGCAGAUGAUCAAAAUGACAAAGAUAAUAAAUAUAGUAGUAGUAAUGAUAAUAAUAUAGUAAAAACAAAGAUUAUUAAUAAAACACGUCAGCUUCCCGCAAAAGUAGAAAUAAUGCCAACUAUUCCUGCAUCCUCUGAAAAUACACCGAUGAAGCAAUCUCUAUCACAAAAUAAAGAAGCUGGUACUUCAAUAAAUGAUUCAAGAGGGGACAUUCCUCAGAAACACAUAUUUCAACAUACUCCAAUCAAACAAAAACCAGAAAUGGUCGUUAUUAAUGACACUGCUACACCAGUAUUGCAGCCACCUUUAAAUUUCGCAAAUAUAUCGCCAUCUAAUAGCAUAUUUCAAAGAACAACUCUAUCACCUAGUUACAUGGGCGAAAGAACUAUAGUAUUAGGUAGUCCUCAGAUGCCUCCACCAGUGGAAACACUUAUGGGUCCAAUAAAAAUUACGAGGAAACUAUCGACUUUACCUAGAGGUUGUAUAGAUCAAUAUGUGAAAGAGCUACCUGAUAAACAAUAUUUAUGUCUUUAUCCAGGUUGUGGCAAACAUUUUAAAAGGCGUUAUAACAUUAGAACACACAUUCAAACACAUUUGGAAGAUCGACCUUAUGUAUGUGAUUACCCUGGCUGUGAUAGAGCGUUUGUAAGAAAUCAUGAUUUGAUAAGGCACAAGAAACUUCAUUUAAAUAAAUCUUUUAGUUGUCCAUGUGGUAAGAAAUUUGCCGAUGGAGAUUUAUUGAAACAACACCAAUCAUUGAUGCUUUGUCAGAAUAUCAAGAAAUAUGAUAACUUCAUGGUGAUUAAGAAAACUGCAACAUCAUCUCCAACACGAAAUUCUACAGUCUCCACUUCUGAAUCACCUGCAAAGAAGCAUAGGGAUAGUUCGGAGAGUCCAGUUAAACGUAGCGUGGAAACAGAUAACACAGGCUAUGUUCAAAACAAGUUGGAAGAACAGUUAUCUUUAAAAUAUAUUCAGCAAUAUACACCAAGGGAUAAUAAAUCACCUAUUGAGAGUCCAUCUACACCAUCAAGUUAUGAUAAUUUGCAUAAGUAA